Letharia columbiana is the source of this 537-nucleotide messenger RNA. RefSeq lists its product as uncharacterized. Gene Ontology annotation, cellular component: signal recognition particle, endoplasmic reticulum targeting. NCBI's taxonomy places the organism in Eukaryota, Fungi, Ascomycota, Lecanoromycetes, Lecanorales, Parmeliaceae. The transcript has 2 exons. The record is from RefSeq and is a predicted model, not a curated record. Bases 1 to 537 code for a protein of 178 amino acids. Gene Ontology annotation, biological process: SRP-dependent cotranslational protein targeting to membrane.
AUGCCCUACCUCGCCACCGCUCAAUCAUACCUGGAGCAAUCCGCCCUCCUGAUAUCCGCGCGCCCCACCACCACCCGAAUAACAACUAAAUACACAAUCUCCGGCCCUAAGCCUUCUCCCUCACCCUCGAAAUCAACGUCUUCUCCCCCACCAAAAUCCGAGCCUUCGGAACACCAAGUCCCGUCACACCAAAGUCAGGCGCCAAAAGCGACGCUUACGCUUAAAUCAUACGAUCCAGUAUCAGGCACAUGUCUAAAAUAUAAGACUGAUAAGGCGGCGGAAGUGGGGCGGCUGGUGGCGAGUUUAGGAAAUUGUGGGAGGGUUAUGGCUGCGCUACCAGCGAGGGAGCAGACGGAGGUCAAGGAGGAACCAGGAGAGGAGAUGGAGGGUGUGGCUGCUGUGAAGCUGGAGGAUACGAAAGUCCCUACGAGUAAGGGUGGAGCCAAAGGUGGGCAAGCGCAAGGGAAAGGUGGAGGUGGAGAGAAAGGAGGAGGUGGUGGGGGCGGCGGUGGGAAGAAGAAGAAAGGGAAGAAGUGA